Messenger RNA from Penicillium brasilianum, 369 nucleotides. Lineage: Eukaryota; Fungi; Ascomycota; Eurotiomycetes; Eurotiales; Aspergillaceae. The record is from the annotation of a GenBank genome assembly.
AUGAGCUAUGCGUUGUCUAGGUCUUUGGAUCAGAAGAUUCAGUUGUUCGGUGCCCCGUAUGGGAGCACUGGAGCCUCAUCUGGCGAGAGGGGGCAGGCGCUUAGCCCUACUCAUACGGUCUCUAUAAUCAUGGGUCUGGAGCGGAUGGACGAGAUAGCACGCUUUAUUGGCACACAAGCUCAGCUCUCGCAAGAUGAUUUCGAUACCCUACUCUGGAACGAGACUGCCGGUUACUAUGCCGCAGCUUCGGGUGAUUGUGGCUAUGAUCUCAUGGAUAUCACACAGGUCCUCUUAGCUGGAAUCGGCAGUGAGCAGCGUCAGGCAAGCUUCGUGGAAAAAUUAGCCACUCUGCAAAUUUCCGCUGGUUAA